Messenger RNA from Miniopterus natalensis, 6497 nucleotides. Lineage: Eukaryota; Metazoa; Chordata; Mammalia; Chiroptera; Miniopteridae. The record is from RefSeq and is a predicted model, not a curated record.
ACUUUCCCCUUACAGGACUCAGAUCUUGGAGGCAAUUAGCUUCAGAGAAAAGCAAAUAGGAAACCCCAAAGUGCUCCUUUUGAAAGGCUGCUGAACUUGAUUCAUUUCUCAUCAUUGCUAAACCUACUGGAGCAGUAAAGUUGGGAGAAAUUUUACCAAGAUUUUAAUCGCUGCCUUGAUCUAUCCUUUCUGCUUUCCAAAUGCUUUGGUGGGAAGACGUAGACGACUGUUAUGAAAGAGAAGAUGUUCAAAAGAAAACAUUCACAAAAUGGAUAAAUGCACAAUUUUCUAAGUUUGGGAAGCAGCACAUAGAGAACCUCUUCAGUGACCUGCAGGAUGGGAAACGCCUCCUAGACCUUCUCGAAGGCCUGACAGAUCAAAAACUGCCGAAAGAAAAAGGCUCCACCAGAGUUCAUGCCCUGAACAAUGUCAACAAGGCGCUGAGGGUCUUGCAGAAAAAUAAUGUUGAUUUAGUGAAUAUCGGAAGCUCUGACAUAGUAGAUGGAAAUCACAAACUGACUCUUGGUUUGAUUUGGAAUAUAAUCCUCCACUGGCAGGUCAAAAAUGUAAUGAAAAAUAUCAUGGCUGGAUUGCAGCAAACCAACAGUGAAAAGAUUCUCCUGAGCUGGGUCCGACAAUCAACUCGUAAUUAUCCACAGGUUAAUGUCAUUAACUUCACCACCAGCUGGUCUGACGGUUUGGCUUUGAAUGCUCUCAUCCACAGUCAUAGGCCAGACCUGAUUGAUUGGAAUAGUGUGCUUUGCCAGCAGUCAGCCGCACAAAGACUGGAACAUGCAUUCAACAUCGCCAAGCAUCAUUUAGGCAUAGAGAAACUACUGGAUCCUGAAGAUGUUGCUACCGCUUAUCCAGAUAAGAAGUCCAUCUUAAUGUACAUCACAUCACUCUUUCAAGUUUUGCCUCAACAAGUGAGCAUUGAAGCCAUCCAGGAAGUGGAAAUGCUGCCAAAGCCAGCCAGAGUUACCAGAGAAGAACAUUUUCAGUUACAUCAUCAAAUGCACUAUUCUCAACAGAUCACAGUCAGUCUAGCACAGGGCUAUGAACGAACUCCUUCCUCUCCUAAGCCUCGGUUCAAGAGCUAUGCCUACACGCAGGCUGCUUAUGUGACCACCUCUGACCCCACACGGAGCCCAUUUCCUUCACAGCAUUUGGAAGCUCCUGAAGACAAGUCAUUUGGCAGUUCAUCGAUGGGGACUGAAGUAAGCCUGGACAGUUACCAAACAGCUCUAGAAGAAGUACUGUCGUGGCUUCUUUCAGCCGAGGACACAUUGCGAGCCCAGGGAGAGAUUUCUAGUGAUGUAGAGGAAGUGAAAGAACAAUUUCAUACUCAUGAGGGGUACAUGAUGGACUUGACGUCCCAUCAGGGACGGGUUGGUGAUGUCCUCCAAGUGGGAAGUCAGCUGAUUGGGACGGGGAAGUUAUCAGAAGAUGAAGAGACUGAAGUACAAGAACAAAUGAAUCUCCUAAAUUCAAGAUGGGAAUGCCUCAGGGUAGCUAGCAUGGAGAAGCAAAGCAAUUUACAUAAAGUUCUAAUGGAUCUCCAGAAUCAGCAACUGAAAGAAUUAAAUGACUGGCUAACAAAAACAGAAGAGAGAACAAGGAAAAUGGAGAAAGAGCCUCUUGGACCUGAUCUUGAGGACCUAAAACGCCAAGUACAACAACAUAAGGUGCUGCAAGAAGACCUAGAACAGGAACAAGUCAGGGUCAAUUCUCUCACUCACAUGGUGGUGGUAGUCGAUGAAUCUAGUGGAGACCAUGCAACCGCUGCUUUGGAAGAACAGCUUAAGGUCCUGGGAGAUCGAUGGGCAAACAUCUGUAGGUGGACAGAAGAUCGCUGGGUCCUUUUGCAAGACAUACUUCUAAAAUGGCAGCGUUUUACUGAAGAACAGUGCCUUUUUAGUACGUGGCUGUCCGAAAGAGAAGAUGCAAUGAGCAAGAUUCACACAAGUGGCUUUAAGGAUCAAAGUGAGAUGUUAUCAAGUCUUCAGAAAAUGGCUGUUUUGAAAACAGAUCUAGAAAAGAAAAAGCAAACCCUGGACAAACUCCGCUCGCUUAACCAAGAUCUUCUUGCAACACUGAAAAAUACAUUGGUAACACAAAAGAUGGAAGCAUGGCUGGACACCUUUGCCCAGCGCUGGGAUAAUUUAGCCCAGAAACUUGAAAAGAGUUCCGCACAGAUUUCACAGGCUGUCACCACCACGCAGCCAUCACUAGCACAGACAACUGUAAUGGAAACAGUAACUAUGGUGACUACGAGGGAACAAAUCCUGGUAAAGCAUGCCCAAGAGGAUCUCCCUCCACCGCCUCCCCAAAAGAAGAGGCAGAUUAUCGUGGACUCCGAAAUUAGGAAAAGGUUGGAUGUCGAUAUAACGGAACUUCACAGUUGGAUUACUCGCUCAGAAGCUGUGUUGCAGAGUCCCGAAUUUGCCAUCUAUCGGAAGGAAGGCAACUUCUCAGACCUUAAAGAAAAAGUCACUGCCAUAGAGCGAGAAAAAGCCGAGAAGUUCAGAAAACUACAAGAUGCCAGCAGAUCAGCUCAGGCCCUGGCGGAACAGAUGGUGAAUGAGGGUGUCAAUGCUGACAGCAUCAAACAAGCCUCAGAACAACUGAACAGCCGGUGGACCGAGUUCUGCCAGUUGUUAAGUGAGAGACUUAACUGGCUGGAGUAUCAGAACAGCAUCGUCACUUUCUAUAAUCAGCUACAGCAAUUGGAGCACAUGACAACUACUGCUGACAACUGGUUGAAAACCCAACCCACCGCCACCUCAGAGCCCACAGCGAUUAAAAGCCAGUUAAAAAUGUGUAAGGAUGAAGUCAACCGGCUGUCAGCUCUUCAGCCUCAAAUUGAGCGAUUAAAAAUUCAAAGCGUAGCCCUGAAAGAGAAAGGACAAGGGCCAAUGUUCCUGGAUGCAGACUUUGUGGCCUUUACAAAUCAUUUUAACCAAGUCCUUGCUGAUGUGCAGGCCCGAGAAAAAGAGCUACAGACAAUUUUUGACACUUUGCCACCCACGCGCUAUCAGGAGACCAUGAGUACCGUCGUGACGUGGAUCCAGCAGUCAGAAGCCAAACUCUCUAUACCUCAGGUGACCGUCACCGAAUAUGAGAUCAUGGAGCAGAGACUCGGGGAGUUACAGGCUUUGCAAAGUUCUCUGCAAGAGCAACAGAGUGGCCUAAACUAUCUCAGCACCACUGUGAAGGAGAUGCCAAAGAGAGCCCCCUCUGACAUCAGCCGGAGGUAUCAGUCAGAGUUUGAGGCCAUUGAGGGCCGCUGGAAGCAGCUCUCCUCCAGGCUGGCGGAGCAUUGCCAAAAGCUAGAGGAGCAGAUGGCCAGGCUGCGGAAAAUUCAGAAUCACAUAAAAACCCUGAAGAAAUGGAUGGCAGAAGUUGAUGUUUUCCUGAAAGAAGAAUGGCCUGCCCUGGGAGAUUCAGAAAUUCUUAAAAAACAACUGAAACAAUGCAGGCUUUUAGUCAGUGAUAUUCAGACAAUUGAGCCAAGUCUAAACAGUGUCAAUGAAGGUGGACAGAAAAUGAAGAGUGACGCGGAGCCCGAGUUUGCUUCCAGGCUUGACACAGAGCUUAGAGAACUGAACGCUCAGUGGGAUCACAUUUGCCGACAGGUCUAUGCCAGAAAGGAAGCCUUAAAGGCAGGCUUGGAUACAACUGUCAGCCUCCAGAAAGAUCUGUCGGAGAUGCAUGAGUGGAUGACGCAAGCUGAAGAAGAAUACCUGGAGAGAGAUUUUGAAUAUAAAACCCCCGAGGAGUUACAGAAAGCAGUUGAGGAGAUGAAGAGAGCUAAAGAAGAGGCCCAGCAAAAGGAAGCCAAAGUGAAACUGCUUACGGAGUCCGUGAAUGGCGUCAUAGCUCAAGCUCCACCUGCAGCACAAGAGGCCUUAAAAAAGGAACUUGACACUCUGACCACCAACUACCAGUGGCUCUGCACCAGGCUGAACGGGAAGUGCAAGACUUUGGAAGAAGUUUGGGCAUGUUGGCAUGAGUUACUGUCCUACUUGGAGAAGGCAAACAAGUGGCUGAAUGAAGUAGAAUUGAAACUUAAAACCACUGAAAAUAUUCCUGGUGGAACUGAGGAAAUCUCCAAGGUGCUAGAUUCGCUUGAAAAUCUGAUGCAGCAUUCAGAAGAUAACCCGAAUCAGAUUCGCAUAUUGGCCCAGACCCUGACAGAUGGCGGAGUUAUGGAUGAGCUGAUCAAUGAGGAGCUGGAGACAUUCAACUCUCGCUGGAGAGAACUACAUGAAGAGGCCAUGAGGAGGCAAAAGUUGCUUGAACAGAGUAUCCAGUCUGCCCAGGAGCUUGAAAAGUCCUUGCUCUUAAUUCAGGAGUCCCUCUCAUCCAUUGACAAGCAGCUCGCAGCUUAUAUUGCCGACAAAGUGGACGCAGCCCAAAUGCCUCAGGAAGCCCAGAAAAUCCAGUCGGAUUUGACAAGUCAUGAGAUCAGUUUAGAAGAAAUGAAGAAACACAACCAGGGAAAGGAGGCCGCCCAAAGGGUACUAUCCCAAAUCGAUGUGGCACAGAAAAAAUUGCAAGAUGUUUCCAUGAAGUUUCGGUUAUUCCAGAAGCCAGCCAAUUUUGAGCAGCGUCUACAGGAAAGUAAGAUGAUUUUAGAUGAAGUGAAGAUGCACUUGCCUGCAUUGGAAAUGAAGAGCGUUGAACAGGAAGUAGUACAGUCACAGCUAAAUCAUUGUGUGAACUUGUAUAAGAGUCUGAGUGAAGUGAAGUCUGAGGUGGAGAUGGUGAUAAAAACUGGACGUCAGAUCGUACAGAAGAAACAGACGGAAAACCCUAAAGAGCUGGAUGAACGAAUAACAGCUUUGAAAUUGCAUUAUAAUGAGCUGGGAGCAAAGGUAACAGAAAGAAAGCAACAGUUGGAGAAAUGCUUGAAAUUGUCCCGGAAGAUGCGGAAGGAAAUGAAUGCCCUGACAGAAUGGCUGGCAGCUACAGAUACGGAGCUGACAAAGAGAUCAGCAGUUGAAGGAAUGCCUAGUAAUUUGGAUUCUGAAGUCGCCUGGGGAAAGGCUACUCAGAAAGAGAUUGAGAAACAGAAGGUUCACCUGAAGAGUGUCACGGAGCUAGGAGAGGCCUUGAAGACGGUCUUGGGCAAAAAGGAAACCUUGGUGGAAGAUAAACUGAGUCUUCUGAAUAGUAACUGGAUAGCUGUCACUUCCCGAGCAGAAGAGUGGUUAAACCUUUUGUUGGAGUACCAGAAACACAUGGAAAACUUUGAGCAGAAUGUGGAUCACAUCACAAGCUGGAUCAUUCAUGCUGACACGCUUUUGGAUGAAUCUGAGAGAAAGAAACCCCAGCAAAAAGAGGACGUGCUUAAGCGUUUAAAGGCUGAAAUGAAUGACAUGCGCCCAAAGGUGGACUCCACGCGUGACCAAGCAGCAAACUUGAUGGCAAACCGCGGCGACCACUGCAGGAAAGUAGUAGAGCCCAAAAUCUCAGAGCUCAACCAUCGAUUUGCAGCCAUUUCUCACAGAAUUAAGACUGGAAAGGCCUCCAUUCCUUUGAAGGAAUUGGAGCAGUUUAACUCAGAUAUACAAAAAUUGCUUGAACCACUGGAGGCUGAAAUUCAGCAGGGGGUGAAUCUGAAAGAGGAAGACUUCAAUAAAGAUAUGAGUGAAGACAAUGAGGGUACUGUAAAAGAAUUGUUGCAAAGAGGAGACAACUUACAACAAAGAAUCACAGAUGAGAGAAAGCGAGAGGAAAUAAAGAUAAAACAGCAGCUGUUACAGACAAAACAUAAUGCUCUCAAGGAUUUGAGGUCUCAAAGAAGAAAAAAGGCUCUAGAAAUUUCUCAUCAGUGGUAUCAGUACAAGAGGCAGGCUGAUGAUCUCCUGAAAUGCUUGGAUGACAUUGAAAAAAAAUUAGCCAGUCUACCUGAACCAAGAGAUGAAAGGAAAAUAAAGGAGAUUGACCGCGAGUUGCAGACGAAGAAGCAGGAGCUGAACGCAGUGCGCAGGCAAGCGGAGGGCUUGGCUGCCGAUGGGGCCGCAGUGGCAGUGGAGCCAACCCAGAUCCAGCUCAGCAAUCGCUGGAGGGAAAUUGAGAGCAAAUUUGCUCAGUUUCGAAGACUCAACUUUGCACAAAUUCACACAGUCCGUGAAGAAUCAGUGGUGGUGAUGACUGAAGACAUGCCUUUGGAAAUUUCUUAUGUGCCUUCUACUUAUUUGACUGAGAUCACUCACGUCUUACAAGCGCUCUCAGAAGUGGAACAACUUCUCAGUGCUCCUGACCUCUGUGCUAAAGAUUUUGAAGAUCUCUUUAAACAAGAGGAGUCUCUGAAGAACAUAAAAGACAGCCUGCAGCAAAUCUCAGGUCGGAUUGACACCAUUCACAAGAAGAAGACAGCGGUGCUGCAGAGUGCCGCGCCCGCGGAAAGGGCAAAGGUCCAGGAAGCCCUCUCACGGCUGGAUUCCCAGUGGGAAAGGGUUAACAAAGCGUACAAGGACCGCCAAGGGUAG